This is a messenger RNA of Symbiodinium necroappetens, 336 nucleotides long. Lineage: Eukaryota; Dinophyceae; Suessiales; Symbiodiniaceae. The record is from the annotation of a GenBank genome assembly.
AUGGCCAAAGAUGGGUACGAGAAGCCGGCACCCACCGGCCUUGCCGCAGGCCUGAACAAGGGCUUCAUCGUCACCAGAAGGCAGCUGAAGCCAAAACCUUCUUACCGCAAGGGCAAGAAGUGUGGACGUGUGGCCCUCGUUCGCGAAGUGGUCCGCGAGGUGGUAGGCUUUGCGCCCUACGAGCGCCGCAUGAUCGAGCUGCUGAAGAUCGGCUCCGCCUCCACCUUCAAGCGCGCGCUGAAGUUGGCCAAGAAGAGGUUGGGCACCCACCGCCGCGGCAAGAAGAAGCGCGAUGACAUGAUGGAGGCCGUGGCGGCCAUGCGCCGCAAGGGAUGA